Rangifer tarandus platyrhynchus (Svalbard reindeer) is the source of this 1248-nucleotide messenger RNA. The record is from the annotation of a GenBank genome assembly. NCBI's taxonomy places the organism in Eukaryota, Metazoa, Chordata, Mammalia, Artiodactyla, Cervidae.
AUGCCACCCUGGUGCCUGCCACCAUUGACUCUAGGGCCCUUGCCCAGCCCCCGGCUGCCUCCACGUCACUCUUGCUCCGGAGACGACAGCCCGUGGGAGCCCGAGACAAGCACAGCAGGCAGUAGCCUGCUCGAGGCCCCCCUCUGUCUCAUGCGCUCGUCUCCUAUGAAACAGGGGUCACACGGGUGCACGCGUCAGAGAGCCAUUCUCGGCGUUACUGAGCCGAGGCCAGCAACGCAGGCGGACCUGCACCUGCGCACGAGGAGGAACGGAGCCUUGGUCUGCUGUGCACGCAGUCUCGGCGGGGUGCAGCGAGCCGGCUCAGUGGCGGCCCUGGUGGACGACCACACACCUGCAGCCAGCCCCUGGCCAUGCGGGGACCAGACCUCCAGGGGACAGUCACACUGCCAGGCGUGGACGGGUGCCUACUCAGCCUGCGCUGGCCGAGAGCCUGGCUCUCCUCCAUGGCGCCUGCGGGAGACAGCUCGUCCACAACACACGGCCUCGUGCAGAGAGGAGGAAUCAGAGGCCCGAGGGCCCAGGGACAUCCCUUCUCAGCUGCCCUCUGCCCUGACGUCUCCCCUUGGAAACGUUCUGGGGAACACUGGUGGGGACCGCCAGAGGCCUGCCCCCUGGCCUGGUGUCCACAGUCCCCAGGCUGCGGGCGGGGACCACGCGGAGCCAGGAGGACAGUCCGCGAGCACCUCGGCCUGGGGAUCAACGCGGUCCUCCGGGGCCAGACCCAGGUCUUCCAUGGCCGUGGAGCCCCCAAGGCAGUCCUUCCCCGGGUCCUCGCUCCGCUGCUUCUCAGGGUCAGACCUGGACCCCCACCCCUUGGGCAUGGCUCCUUACGUCUCCCUUUCCAGCCCCAGUGGAGGCCCAGGACCCCAAGGCCUGAGACAGUCUCCCUGGGGACAGGACGCUGGCUGCUCCGCAGGGGAGAUGGUCAGCAGGCUGGGCGGGGGUCGGGCGUGCACCGUGGACGUGGGGCCACCGGGCAGGCGGAGAUCCAUCCUGAUCCGAGUGGGCGGGGCCGGGAGCUGGGCGCCUCUGGUCCUUCCGGCUGUCCGGCUGCGCGACUGGCUCCCCCGGGCGUCUGCGCCCGGCCCCACGGAGGCGCAGCGGCCUCGGGCGGCCCCCGGCGUCUUCGCCAUGAGCCGGGGGCUCGGCCUGGGUCCUGGAGCGGCAGCCGCCCCGCUGAACUCUCUAGCCCUCACUGUCCCGUCGGCAGCGGACGGUCUAGGCUGA